AUGCUUCGCUACGCUUUGCUCGUCGCCCCACUCGUCAUCCUUAUCGCUGCCGAAACCCCAAAUGAGAAGCUGAAGCAGUGCUGCGCCACUCUCAAGGACGCCGACAAGGAAUGCGUCAGCAAGUUCUGCGACUUCAACGCCAUUUCGCAAGCCAACAUUCUCAACUUCCUCUCGACGUGCCAGGAGCGCGGACCGACCGUCGGACAGAUGUGGGAUUGCGCUUCGCUUCGCCACGAUCACACCGAGUGCUGCAAGUCGAAGGGUGUCGAAGGCAAGUGCCUCGAGUACUGCGCCGCCCAUGACGGUGUCCCAACCAACUAUCUCGACUACGUCUUCUGCACGGAGAACUUCAACGAGAUCCGCGAGUGCUUCCAUGAGCAUCUCGAUAAGAACCCAGCGUUCAAGAAGUUGUAA
Molecule: messenger RNA, 414 nt
Organism: Caenorhabditis bovis
Lineage: Eukaryota; Metazoa; Nematoda; Chromadorea; Rhabditida; Rhabditidae
Source: the annotation of a GenBank genome assembly